UCCUUGGAGCGUGUGUAAAGUGAUGAAAAGAUACCUUAAAACUAUAUCUCCACACUGUGAAUCUCCCCCACACAACAGACGUAACAAAGUCAUCAAGUAGGAAAAUUGUUUAGAACAAUCUAACAGAAGUCCCUCGUGAGUUUGCCUGUGUGCUCCAAUGAAGUGUGAAUAAGUCCCAUAAAUGUUUUGAGGUUAGAGUUGCCAUUGACAUUUCAACAAUGAUUCCUCGCAGUCUCCUCGAUUUUACUGCGACUCCAAUCUGUAUCUUGACAGUAUCAAUAGUGUUUUGUUGUGCGGUAUCGUCAGCACUAGGUGAAAAUGCUCCAGUGGAGAUUGAAAAGCCCGAGAUUGUCGUAGCAUCAACGAAACAUGAGGAAUCAACGGUGGCAACUCCGGUUCAGGGAAGCCUGGGAUUUCUCCACGCCUUCAUCGCAGCCCUCUCUGUCAUCGUUGUCUCAGAACUUGGGGACAAAACCUUCUUCAUAGCUGCUAUAAUGGCCAUGAGACAUCCUAGACUCACUGUCUUUAUUGGGGCAAUCAGCGCACUAGCACUCAUGACAAUACUCUCUGUUUUCUUUGGAUAUGUCGCUACUAUUAUACCUCGAGCGUACACCUAUUACAUAUCUACUGCUUUAUUCGCGCUCUUUGGGUUGAAAAUGCUGAGGGAUGGGUAUUAUAUGUCUCCCACCGAGGGCCAGGAAGAGCUCGAGGAGGUGCAGUCUGAUCUCAGGAGGCGUGAGGAUGAGCUGGAGAGGGAGGUGGGAGUUGCUAUCGUAACGCAAGACCCUGAGACAGGUGUAAUACGAAAGACUCCGAAGACGACAGCCCUCAUGCUCCUCUCGCGAAUAUUCUUCCAGGCCUUCACACUGACGUUUCUCGCUGAAUGGGGCGAUCGAUCACAGCUGACUACCAUUAUUCUUGCUGCACGAGAGGACAUCUACGGAGUUAUCGUUGGUGGCAUCCUUGGGCAUUCGUUUUGCACUGGACUAGCUGUUCUCGGUGGCCGUAUGAUAGCGCAGAGAAUAUCCGUUCGAACAGUUACUAUCAUCGGAGGAUUGGUUUUCCUAGCGUUCGCCGUCACUGCUCUCUUCAUGGACCCCACAGAGACCGUGUAGAUAAUUUAAAAUCGAGAACACAAUGCAAGUCGACUUGUACUCUACAACAUGUCAUGCUGGAUAUGUAUUCCUGCAGCGUAUCACUGUAAAUCAAUAUUCACUCCAUAGUAUUAUUGAAUAGUACACUCAAAUCAUUCGCGUGAAUCCAGUGUAAAUGGUAUAUUUUUAUAUUUGUAUUUUCAUUGAGAAUGAUUGUUUUUAUUUCCUUAACGACAUUGUGCCUUGAAAAAUGAAUGGCACAAGAUGUUGUGCAGUCGAGGCUGUCUGGAAUAGCGUAUGACAUUUGUAGAUAUAGAAAGAUUAAUUGCGGUGCAAUCUUUAGAGGCGUAUUCACUUACCGAUACGAGUGUUUGGAAUUCACAUCGAUGUACCUGUACUUCAUAAUUUUCCUUCAGUUGAACAGCAAUUACUGAUAAGCAUGGUAAAUCAUUGUAAAUAAUUGAAAUAAAUUCCAAAGUGAUAAAUCAA
Molecule: messenger RNA, 1583 nt
Organism: Fopius arisanus
Lineage: Eukaryota; Metazoa; Arthropoda; Insecta; Hymenoptera; Braconidae
Product: transmembrane protein 165
Exons: 6
Coding region: 219-1115 (298 amino acids)
Biological process (GO): Golgi calcium ion homeostasis; manganese ion transmembrane transport; Golgi calcium ion transport
Cellular component (GO): Golgi apparatus
Molecular function (GO): calcium ion transmembrane transporter activity; manganese ion transmembrane transporter activity
Source: RefSeq, a predicted model, not a curated record